This is a messenger RNA of Candida albicans SC5314, 1911 nucleotides long. RefSeq names its product mismatch repair protein (gene MLH3). Bases 1 to 1911 code for a protein of 636 amino acids. Gene Ontology annotation, cellular component: mismatch repair complex. The record is from RefSeq and is a predicted model, not a curated record. Gene Ontology annotation, biological process: mismatch repair. Gene Ontology annotation, molecular function: ATP binding; ATP-dependent DNA damage sensor activity; ATP hydrolysis activity. The transcript has a single exon. NCBI's taxonomy places the organism in Eukaryota, Fungi, Ascomycota, Pichiomycetes, Serinales, Debaryomycetaceae.
AUGAUUGUUGACAAAAAAGAAAAAGGUUUUUUUUUGGUUUCAACAAAAAAAAAAAUUUUAUUUCCGCUCUCCACCAUGAUUCUACGGCUAGAUGAGUCUGUUAUCACCCAAAUACGUUCACACACCAUCUUCCACUCCUUGGACCUGGUUGUACGAGAACUUCUUCAAAACAGUCUAGAUGCGGGAGCUAACGAAAUAACUAUCAAGAUAGAUCUCUCGUCGUUGAGUGUAUACAUCCACGACAAUGGCACUGGAAUCACCCCUGACGAUUUGGAAAAGGUUACAUUACAACACUAUACCUCGAAAUGGCACAGCCACAACUAUAAAGGAGAGGCGCUCUUUGCGUUAAAAGUCAUUUCAAACCUAACCAUCAUAUCCAAAGCACCCGACUACACAACACCGUUCAAGCUAAACAACCUGGUGGCCGAGUUGUACAACGAGUAUUCUGGCGGGUACUUCCAGAUCGGCGAUAUCAACCCCCAAGGAACAGUCGUCAUUGCAGCUAACAUGUUUAGAAAUAUCCCUGUACGAAGAGAACAAAUAAGGACUACACCACACGCCAAACUUGUUGAAGCAAUUAAGGUGGCGGUUUUAGAAUCACUAACCCCGAACGCUCGUGUUAACCUAAAAAUCUUCCUUGUCAAUCACACCACCCUCCAGCUUGAUCAGAUAGUUGCAAUAUGCGGACACUCGCCAUUGUUGUUCCAGCUUUUUGGAGUAAAAACAAAGUUUGAACCUGUGCGUGCAAAAUUUAAGAAUAUCAAAGUUGUGGGGGUUAUUGGGAGGGAGCCAAUCACCGCAAAACACCAGUACGUGUUUGUCAACGACAGGAGAGUCACACUUUCUUUGGGCGAAUCAAAACGACUAAACGACUUGUUUUCCAGCUCUGGGUUUAAUGAUAUCGAUUUCAGGACAAAAACAACCGGUAAACCGUUCUACAAGCACCCGACAUUUAUGUUUAGAGUAUACCCAGGCAAACGGGAGGUGGUUCAAGACUCAUACACAUGGAAUAUCGUACUACGCAUCAUCUACAAAAUCAUUGCCAAGUUCCUAGAUAGGAGACAACCACCAAAGCCACUACUACUGACUCCCCCUAUCCAUCGCACAUCCGACAAGUACAUUCUAACCACCAAAACAAAGUUGGGGUUUCUAAAAGAGAAUGAAAUUGAUGGGCUAGUCGAUAAUCGGCCAUACCACGGAAAGGAAGCACCCCUACCCAGAAUACCAACAAUCGCACACCUCCCACACCAAUGUACAUCCACCCACACCACCCCUCAUCUAACCUCCUCGCAAACCAAUUUGGCACCAGAAAAAUUUAGAGUGAUCAACCAGGUCGAUCGCAAGUUUAUUUUAUUGGCGGCUGACGAUCAGCUAGUGGUGUUGGACCAGCACGCAAGCGACGAAAGAAUCAGAGUCGAGCAGUAUCUACAAGAAUUUGUGCUGCAGCCCAACCCGGGAUUGAGACUACACAGCCCGAUUGCUUUCGGCGUGCAUGCUUCAGAGCUUAUGUUGUUUGAUCAGUACGCUGCCAACUUUAAUAGUUUUGGCAUAUGCUACACCACAGACACCGCUCAAGUGGUCAUUACGCAUUUGCCACUAAUACUUCUUACAAAGGUAGAGGACGACGCAGAGUUUCUCAAGGAUUCUUUGCUACAACACUGCUACGACUUGCACGACCACGUCAAGCGGAUCAGCCCCAACUUUGACAACUGGUUCGAAACGUCGUACCACUUGCCCCGAAUCAUAACUGAGUUGAUCAACUCCAAGGCCUGUCGAUCGGCAAUAAUGUUCGGUGACAUCUUGACUAAAGAUGAAAUGCAAGACCUAGUAAACAAACUCAGCCGGUGCAAGCUUCCGUUUCAGUGUGCCCACGGAAGGCCUUCUAUAGUUCCAAUAGCAAACCUUAUGUAA